Chelonia mydas (Green sea turtle) is the source of this 5348-nucleotide messenger RNA. RefSeq names its product par-6 family cell polarity regulator beta (gene PARD6B). Gene Ontology annotation, biological process: establishment or maintenance of cell polarity; regulation of cellular localization; centrosome cycle. The record is from RefSeq and is a predicted model, not a curated record. The coding region runs from base 229 to 1344 and encodes 371 amino acids. NCBI's taxonomy places the organism in Eukaryota, Metazoa, Chordata, Testudines, Cheloniidae. The transcript has 3 exons. Gene Ontology annotation, molecular function: protein kinase C binding. Gene Ontology annotation, cellular component: cell cortex; nucleus; apical plasma membrane.
UCCCUUUUGUGAGUGCCCGGCGCGCAUGCGCUACCUGCCCCAGCCCUCUCCUGGGAGCGGCAGGUGCUAGGCGCAGCUAGGCGUUCUGUGGGGCGGCUCUUCCCCCGGCCUGGGUGCGUGUGAGGAGGCGGCUCGGCGGCAGGUUGUGGCUGGGAGGCUGGGCUCGGAGCUGCCCGGGUUCUCCCCCUUCCCCCACAGCGCGCCCAGGGACGCAGACCGUCUGGCGGCAUGAACCGGACCCACCGCAGCGCUGGGGGUAGCCGGGGCCUGUGCACCAUGGAAGUGAAGAGCAAGUUUGGAGCUGAAUUUCGACGGUUUUCUCUGGAAAGAUCCAAACCUGGAAAGUUUGAGGAAUUCUAUGGAUUAUUGCAGCAUGUGCACAAGAUCCCCAAUGUUGAAGUUUUAGUUGGGUAUAUAGAUAUUCAUGGAGAUCUGCUGCCUAUCAACAAUGAUGACAAUUAUCAUAAAGCAGUUUCCACAGCCAAUCCUCUGCUCAGGAUUUUUAUUCAAAGAAAAGAAGAUGCAGACUACAGUGCCUUUGGUACAGAUACUGUGACAAGGAAGAAAAAUGUCUUAUCAAAUGUGUUGUGUCCGGAUAACCACAGAAAGAAACCACAUAUUGUCAUUAGCAUGCCGCGAGACUUCAGACCAGUGUCAUCUAUUAUUGAUGUGGACAUUCUCCCAGAAACCCAUCGCAGGGUGCGACUUUACAAAUAUGGAACUGACAAACCACUUGGAUUCUAUAUACGGGAUGGCUCUAGUGUCAGAGUAACACCACAUGGAUUGGAGAAAGUACCUGGGAUUUUCAUAUCCAGGCUUGUUCCUGGAGGCCUGGCUCAAAGCACAGGCUUACUGGCAGUUAAUGAUGAAGUACUGGAGGUAAAUGGCAUAGAAGUCUCAGGGAAGAGCCUUGAUCAAGUUACAGACAUGAUGAUUGCAAAUAGCCGUAACCUGAUCAUUACAGUGAGACCAGCAAAUCAGAGAAACAAUGUUGUUAGGAACAGUAGGACUUCUGGGAGCUCAGGUCAGUCUACUGAUACUAGUCUUCCAGGUUACACACCACACAGUGUGCAGAACUUCCAUCCAGAAGAAGAUGAUAGUGAUGAAGAUGACAUCAUUAUUGAGGAUAAUGGUGAGCCACAGCAGAUUCCAAAAGCUGUCCCUACCAGUGAGAGUCUGGAAUCAUUAACACAAAUUGAACUACUUCAUGAGUCAACACAAAAUGGUUUCAUUCCUUUUAGUGAAGUAAACUUAUGUCAUUCAGCAGGCAACAUUAACAUGGAGUAUGAAAUACAUGAUCCAGACAAAAAGUCCUUAGAAGAUGGGACAAUUAUAACAUUAUGAAACUGCCUCAAUGGUGUAUUUUACAUUAACUGAAGAUGCCAUACAACUUUUAAUUUUGCUUGAUGUAUAAUGCAAUUUAUACCUCUCAACCUACCAGUCUUUAAGACCUGCAAACAAAUGUAAGGAAAAACAGUAAAUGCAGGAAGCUUAAAAUUAUGUGGGCUGAUUAAUGUCAGUUUUAUAAUUCUGUAAUUCCAUGUAAAUAUUUUGUAAGGAUAGAAGGUAGAUGACCCUGGCUGUGAUAGGACGGCGGUAAAAUGAAGGAUGGUUGAGAGGUAUUGACCGCAUGUUUACUUCCAGAGGUACUUAUACUACUGGUUUUAAAGAGUAAAUUUCCAUUACCAUGUGAGGUGGAUCAGAUAGUGAAGCUGCAUGUCUAAUCUGAAUUUAUGGUCAUGUGAGUUUACCCCUUAAUGACACAAUUGACAAUGAUCUUAAAAUUCUAAUGUGAAAGUCUUACUCCUCCUCCUCUUGUACCUUGAGGACCAGUUCUCUUCUCUUAGUUUACAGUAUUGUAUAAGGUUGUCGUUUUAUGCUAGGCUUAGUCACUAAUUGUAGUAAAUUACAUUAGGUAAAUGUCUAAAGAAAUCAAAUACAAAAUUAAUAGGAUGAAAAUAACAUUUUACCUGAUUACCAUUUCAUGCUCCAAAAAUGGUCAUGUUAAAAGAUAUAAAGAUUCUUACAAAUGGGAGGAGAGUUAUUUGAAGUUGAUGAUAAUGAACAGUUCUGUCUUAACUAUAAAAAAAAAAAAAAAAAUUAUUAUCCAGCACAACUUAUAUCACUUGAUUUUUAAAAAAAAACAACAACUUUAGGCUUUGUAAAACUAACUUGCAAACUUAUGCUAUUACCACUUCAGAAUUUAUAAUGAACUAAAUUAUAAAUGCUGGUUUUUUUAAUAUACCACCCUUGGUAGGGUAUCUUCUUUGAAUAUUACAAAACUGCUAUAGGCAAAAAAUAAAAAUAUUGAAAACUAAAAUCCUGAUGCUGCAAACUCUUAAGCAGGAGUGUAAAUUGACUCUCAUGAAUAGCUGAAUAGUUCAUUGACUUCAGUAGAACUACUCAUGUGGUUUGCUUGCAGCAUUAAGGGCUAAAAUUUAUUUAAGAAAUAAAUUUAAGACAUAAAAUUGUCUUCAAAACAAAAUUAGUUCACUGCUAAUAAUGAAAAUCUAUUAACUUUUAAUACAUUAACACAGUUAACUUUUUAUACAUACAAGCUAAAAUUUUGAAAAAUAGCCUUCUGAAGGUGGAAUUUUCAGGUGUUCCAAAGUUCCUUCAUACUGCAAUCCCUGAUAGAAAUAGCCUGGUUAAAGUAUUUCAGCCUUCCUGACUUGUGAAAAUUCAGUCUAAUGGAAACUGGUGUUAGCCCAGGCUACAUUUGCAAUUUCCUUAUCAAUUUUGUAUUUAUCUCAGUAAGGAUGUAGCUUCUUAGUAGAACAAAUUUCUGUGUAAGAUGUGAAAUUUACAGUUAGGAAACGAACCUCUUGAGGUUCUUUCCAGCCCUAAUUUCUAUGAUUUCUAAAGAAAAAAGAACAAAACAUGCACUUAACAGUUUGACUUUAAAUGGGAAUAAAAGUAAGAAUUAGCAACAGGUACUCCUGCAGAAAUUCUCCACCAAAAAAAUAAAAAUUCUGCAUAUUUUACUUAUCAAAAUAACAUACUAUCAUGCCAGUUUCAAUUAUUUUGGUAAUUUAUUUCAAAAUACUUGUCAGCAAGUAUGUCUAACAAUAUAGACAACAAAAAAGUGUUCAGGAAAUGUUUUUUUGACAGAUUCCUUACCAUGAGUAUUAAUACAGAACUUUGAGUAAUUGAUUUAAAGUACAAUAUGAAAGCGUAUUUCAAUGCCUCCAGGCCUCUGCACUGUUGCUGAGGGAUGUCGGGGUAAUGGAGGAGCUAUGGCGGGGGAGUAAUUGCUGGGAAGGAGUCUGGGAACAAACCUGGAGGGUUGUUAAGUGUGGGUGGGAGAAGUAUGGAACAGAUUAUUUUGCAGGGAGGGGGGCGUGAUUGUUAGGGAGUUGGGGAGUCUCCCUCAUGCAGAUGCUGGCUGACCCCUCUCUUCUCCCAUUUAAUCAGACACAUCUGCCCGGGUGUGUCCCUGCACCCCGAUUCCCCAUUCAGUCAGGCAUAUCUGCACAUCCCCGUAUGUCCCAGCACCCUUCCUCAGCCAGGCCUAGCUCACCUGUCUCUAUGUGUCCCUACAGGCCCACUCCCUCAUCCGGCCCUGGAUCCCCACUCCCCAUUCAGCCAGGCAUAGCUGCCCUGUCUCCUUGUGUCCCGCCAUCCCCAUCUGGCCCUGCAUCCCCACUUCCAUUCAGCCCCUGGCUCAGUGCGGUCACUCCACUAGCUCCACUCCUCCUCCCUCUCCCCCAUCCCAUGCCUCUUCACAUGGCCCUGCCAGCAGGAGCCUGUGAGGAAAACAGUUUCCCUCUCCAUGGCUGGCUGCUCUAGCCUGUGAGCCUGCUGCCCUCUCCUUUUGCCACCUGGUGAGUGAAAGGUGUAAUUGCAGCUUCCCUUUGCCUCCCUGUUAAAAUCUGCUGGGGACAUCAAGUGCAGAAUUCCCCCAGGAGUAAACAUGUAAAUUUAAAAACUGAUUCUUUUUUUAAACUUAUUUUUUAUCCAUGCUGCUCCUUUUUAUUUAGGGCAUGUGUCUUACUUCAAAACUGGGUUUGGUUUUUAUUCCUUCAGCAAUGGGACGACUUUCCUGUAUCGUGUUAGUGUGCAUUCACAUGCCUUUUUAUUUACUUGAAUGUAUUGUGAAUAAUCAAAGUGGUAAAAUGCACUUGGAUUAAGAGAAGAGAAUGAGAUCCACAGAUACAGAUAUAGAUGAAGAUAAACUAGUACCACACUUUUUUUUUUUAUGUAGAGGUGUAACGCUUUCAUUCAGUGGAAUUGUUUUAUGGAUCUAAUAUGGUACAUUAGUAGUGUUGCAGCUUGGAUGUAAAAUAAGCUAUUAACUUACACAUGAGCCUGGCACCUGAAAACAAGUUACAAGAUAUUAAUUUAUUGCUUAAACACAAACACUUCAAGGUAGUAUGCUGCUAAACUUUUGUCCAUCACCUAAUUUUGAAGGUUUUUUUACUCAUAGCAUAUGCAUUUUGGGUAUAUAUACUGAUAAUAACUUAAAUCUUAAAAAGGGCAUAUAGUAUGUAAGUGCUCAUGAAUUUCCAUCAUGAAGGAUUAACAAAAGUUUUUGUAAUUAAAAUGACAGACUGCACAAUAUGUAGUUGCAUAACACUGCAGUUACCAUAAGAGAGAUUUUCUAAAUAUCUUCUAUCUGCAUCAUACCACUUGACAAAUUAUUACUAAACAUUUUAAAAAUCACUAUUCCAGGAUAAUCAACUUUUGAAAUAAAUGGUUACAUUUAACUUUAUAUAUAAAAUGGUACUGGGUUCAGUAUAUUAUUUUUAAAAGAUGAUACAUAUAUUAGCCUUUUAUACACUACCUCUUAAAGUUAAUUUUUUUAACAGUUAACAUCUUUCAAAAUUUCUCCCUGUGGGGAGAAGAAAAUUCAAGGCUUGACUAUUUUGUACUGAUUUUAACUGUAAAAUCUAAAAUUAUGCAUGACUUAAAAUAUCAAGCUGCUGUCAAUGCACAUUCUUUAUGUAUUCAGUAUCCUAAUGCACAUAAAUUAUAUUUUAAUCCAGAUUUUAUAAACUAAUUUAUAUCCAAAUUAUUUCAAAAUGCAUUGGAAUACCAAAAUUCCUUUGAAUAGUGUUUAUAUGGAUGUGUACAUGCACAAUAAAAGCAAUCUGUCCCUCUUCUCUGCUGGCAGUCUGAAAACAGAUUAACCUUUUAAGUGCACCUUAUGAGAAGAGAGCAAAUGUUGCUGGAAUUAAGGUACGUUCACUUUGGAUCUCUGUUAUGGUAUCAGUAAAAGUCAAGCUUAACUGUGAAUCAUGUUCUUCCACAGCCUCAAUAAAUUUAGGACAAUGUCCUCGUGAGCUGUCUGCAACAUGUACUUUUGUGAAUAUUCUGUAUUUUCUAAUUAAAUUUUACUUGCAACUUGA